AUGAAGUUCCUCGCUAUCGGUGCGCUCCUGCUCAGCACAGUCGGUGCUCUUGCCACAGAGCAAAUUAUCAAAGGCGCCCAGAUCAUCCCGGCCAAUGAUAAGGCAGCAUUGAAGAAGAUCGGUGCUUAUGGACAUCACAAGCACCACGACCGUCGGACAGUGACAAUCCGGUCAUCGAAGAGCGACACCGAUGAUGUGUCGGAUGAUUUCCUUUGGGGUAUUAAGGCUGCCAAUCACGGCGGCAGACUUCUCCUGCAAAAGGGGAAGACCUAUGUCAUUGGCAAGAAACUUGACCUUAGCUUCUUGGAUAAUAUCGAGGUGCAGCUUGAGGGUGAAGUGAAGUUCACCGACGAUAUCGAUUACUGGCAAGCAAACCACUUCUACUACUCUUUCCAGAAAUCUAUCACUUUCUGGGUUUGGGGUGGUCAGGAUAUCAAGAUCUUCGGCAAGGGUACUCUUAAUGGUAAUGGCCAGGAGUGGUACAAUGCCUUUGCUGGCAUGGAAGUUCUGGACCCGGACAACACCUUUUACCGUCCCAUUCUAUUCAUGACUGACAACGCUACCCGAGUGUCUGUCGAAGGAAUCACCCAACUCAACUCGCCCUGUUGGACCAACUUCUUCGUCCGCACCAAGGAUGUCUCUUUCGAUGAUGUCUUUAUCAACGCCUAUUCCACCAACGCAUCUGCUUUGCCCAAGAACACCGAUGGAUUCGACUCCUUCAACGUGGACGGUCUUAGCGUGACCAACACCCGCGUCGAUAUCGGCGAUGACUGCUUCUCGCCCAAGCCCAACACAACCAACAUUUUCGUGCAGAACCUGUGGUGCAACAAUACCCACGGUGUCAGCAUGGGAAGUAUUGGACAGUACUCGGGAGUCGAGGACAUCAUUGAGAAUGCCUGGAUUGAGAACGUGACUUUGUUGAACGGCCAGAACGGUGUCCGUCUCAAGGCUUGGGCUGGACAGGACAUCGGCUUUGGUCGUAUCAACAACAUCACGUACAAGGACGUUCACAUCGAGAACACCGAUGCCCCUAUCGUGUUGGAUCAGUGCUACUUUAACGUCAACGCUACUACGUGUGCUAAGUACCCGUCAUCAGUCAACUUCACCAACAUUAACUUUGAGAAUAUUUAUGGUACUUCGUCGGGCAAGAACGGUAAGGUUAUCGGCGACUUGACUUGCUCGCCUAAUGCUGUGUGCUCGGGUAUCAAGCUUUCUGAUAUCGAUAUUACCAGCCCGGCUGGUGGUCCCCCAGUUGUGACCUGCGAUGGCAUUGAUGGAGAUGUUGGUGUAGAGUGCCAGUCGAGUUCGGCUUAG
Molecule: messenger RNA, 1314 nt
Organism: Penicillium hordei
Lineage: Eukaryota; Fungi; Ascomycota; Eurotiomycetes; Eurotiales; Aspergillaceae
Gene: pgxB
Exons: 5
Coding region: 1-1314 (437 amino acids)
Biological process (GO): carbohydrate metabolic process
Molecular function (GO): polygalacturonase activity
Source: RefSeq, a predicted model, not a curated record